This is a messenger RNA of Ochotona princeps (American pika), 2302 nucleotides long. RefSeq names its product ankyrin repeat domain 55 (gene ANKRD55). The coding region runs from base 279 to 2153 and encodes 624 amino acids. The transcript is spliced from 13 exons. NCBI's taxonomy places the organism in Eukaryota, Metazoa, Chordata, Mammalia, Lagomorpha, Ochotonidae. Gene Ontology annotation, molecular function: protein binding. The record is from RefSeq and is a predicted model, not a curated record.
CAUUGUUGUACAUAUCCCUGCUAUGAAAACCAACAAUUCAUUCCUUUCUAUUGCUAAAUAGAAGAGUAAGUGUCAUUGAUGGUCAGUCACCCUGAAGUCCCCUUCUUGUUGCCGUGCAAGUCAUUCCCCUCUCACCUGAAUUUAUUCAAGCCUGAUUUACUCACUGCCUCCCAGGUAAGAGCGUCCAGCAACAGAUCCCUGGUAAUAUAUUUGGCACCGGCCGUGGAGCACGAACAGGCCCAGGGAAACCUGGAUGCUUUUUGCCAUUCUGAUGGCAAAUGAUGAGACCAGCGACCAUGGAUUUUAGCACCCCUUCUGUGUUUGAUCAGCAAAAAGGUGACUCAUCAGAGGAAGUGGACCUGUCCAUGGUAUAUCAGGCAGCAUCCCAUGGGGAUGUCAAUGCUCUGACGGCAGUGAUUCGGGAAGACCCUUCCAUCCUGGAAUGCUGUGACAGUGAAGGAUGCACGCCCUUGAUGCAUGCGGUUUCUGGACGUCAAGUGGACACAGUGAAGCUGCUGUUGAAGAUGGGAGCCAAUAUUAACAUGCAGGACGCUUAUGGCCGCACGAGCUUAUGUCUGGCAACAUACCUGGGUUGGCUGGAAGGCUGUGUAAGUUUGCUCAGAAAUGGUGCCAAGCACAAUAUCCCAGACAAGAACGGGCGCCUGCCACUGCACGCUGCCACUGCUGAGCCUGACGUGAGGCUCCUCACGGUUCUGUUGCAGCAGUCAAGCCUCAGUGAGAUCAACCACCAGGACAACGAGGGAAUGACACCACUCCACUGGGCGGCUUUCCACAAUCGGCCUCAACACACCCAGAUGUUGUUGAAGAAAGGGGCAGACCCCACGCUGGUGGAUAAAGACUUUAAAACAGCCCUCCACUGGGCGGUCCAGAGUGGAAACAGAAUCCUGUGUUCCAUCAUUCUGAGCCAUCCGCAGGGCCCUUCCAUCGUCAACUACGACGACGAGAGCGGGAAGACAUGUGUCCACAUCGCUGCGGCCGCCGGCUUCAGCGACAUCAUCACAGAACUGGCCCGAGUCCCUGAGUGUCACCUGCAGGCUCUGGAUGUGGAUGACAGGACCCCUCUGCACUGGGCUGCGGCUGCGGGGAAAGCAGAGUGCGUGCAGUCUCUGCUGGAGCUGGGCAUGGACAGCAACCUGCGGGACAUCAAUGAGAGCACGCCCCUGGCCUACGCCCUGUACUGUGGCCACACUGCAUGCGUCAAGCUCCUUUCCCAAGAGAGCAGAACAGAGCCUGCUCAGCUCCUUCCCUCCCAGCACAGUAGACCGCAGAAGAAAGAGGGUCGUUUCAGUAUGCUGAACCAAAUCUUCUGCAAAAGCAAGAAGGAAGACCUGAGAGUCCAGCAGAAGGAGCACAGCAGGGCCCCGCCCCAAGGAGAGGACACCUCGGAAGUUGAUGACAUCAUCACCACCUUCGACAGCCUCGUGAACUCCAACUGCCAAGAACAGCCUGGGGACCAGGUGGCAAUGGUGGAUCUCAAGAAGAGGACCCCUGAGAAAUCAAAAUAUCUCCUGCCAGAGAAGAAAUCUGUGACCUGCAAGGGGCUUCCCCCAAUCAGAACACAGAGCCUCCCCCCCAUCACCCAGGGCAGUCACUUUCUGACAGCUUCCCACGGGGCCAUGUCCCAUGCUGGCCUGAGCUCAGGCCCUCCACCUAUGGCUCAGAGAUCCCAGCAAAGUCGGAGUGAACAGGACUUGCUGAGUCACAGGACUGCCUGGCAUCCGUUGCUGGAUAGCUCUUGGAGGGGUGAUUCUAACCAGGUGUUCUCCUGCAAAGCUUGGACUUUGUCAUCUUCAGAUAAGCUGCUGGACAGACUGCUGGCUGGCCGGCCUGGUCACCAGGAGGUCUCAGGGCCACCACAUCUUCCUCUUCGGCCUAAUCCUGCAGCAGGACAAAAUUUUCAACAUCUCUCCCCAAACCGACCCAAAAUCAAGGAUUUUCCCUUCACUCGGAACAACCUAGCUCCCCUACCAGACCAAAAAUUUCUGUCUGGAGAACCACUACGGACAAACCGAGUGCUUCCAGCGAUUCCAAGUCACCGAGGACACUGCGGCACAGGAGCCAGAGGGAGUGAGCACCAGGACAGUCUCCCCGACGAUGGAGAGCAACCCAGGCCACCAACUGCAGAAGUGUAGAAUGUAUAUACAUAUUAUCUUCUGACUUCCAAGAUUAUUCUAGUUUGUGCGAACAGAGACUCAUUUUAGUAAUCUGUGUUCACAGGCCAUUCACAGUUUUAUAACUCAGAAUUCUUGAUUACUAAAUAAAGAUGCUUCCUCAGUCAGCA